AUGAGGCAGUUGAUAGCAAUCGUAACGAUCGUGUCUACGGUGGGAGGAUGUUUGGCAGGGCAGGAUUUCCUCUCGAAAUCGUUGAACGAGUGCAUAGCAGCCGAGUCUUGGCUGUCCUGCCUUAAGCAAGAGGUGCUCGGAUAUUUGGACGGGAAGCUUGGAACGAGCACCGAGGCGAGAUCCUUGGACACAGUUGACGAGGCUAUCGUCGCCAGGACGUUCAAGUAUCUGAAGAGUUUCGACUACGGGUUAGAUCUGCCUUUCGUGGACGCGAGCCUCAAGUACAGGCCGAGCAGGAGUUUGGCGGAUCUGGAUAUCGAGUUCAAUGGGAACGAGGUGGCUACCAGCCAGGCAAGAGGGAUGUUGAAGAAGAAACUGUUGCUGCCCUUCCUGCUCCUCUUGAAAUUGAAACUGAAGGCCCUUAUGCCGAUCCUCGUCGCCGUGGUUGGGUUGAAGGCGUUGAAGGCUCUGAUCCUCUCGAAACUCGCCGUCCUCCUCGUUGUUGGAUUCAUCGCUGUUCAAUUGUUCAAGAAGGGUGGAAUGAUGAUGCCAAUGGGAAUGUCGAUGGAACCGGCUACACCGGCGUACGGAGCUCCACCUAUGCCCUCGACCACGUCGAGCUACGAUCCGGCGAACACGUGGGACGGAAACGGUCCUUAUUCCCGCGUAUGGACGCCGACCAACGGUGUGGAAGCGCAGAACCUAGCCUACUCUUACUACUCUCCGAGCAGCGGCUCCAACACUUAUACCGGCUCCUCGUCCUCCUCGUCCUCCUCGUCGUCGGUCAAUUCAGCCAGCUCGACGAACUAUUAGACGAUUAUACGGAUGGUCGACUCGUUUCCCCCCUCCCUUUUUUAACCCUCAUUUUUAACGACGGAUCGAUCGCACGAUCGAGAGACCAAAGAGACAUACGCACGCCAAAUAAUCGCCUGAACGAUUGGACGAUCGUCGAUCGGCCGAUCGAACACUGUCGAUCAUUCUUGAUCACUUGGUCCUGAAGUAUUCUCGUCGAAGCGAGAACUUAGUUAUUAAUUAACGAGUUCUGUAAAUUUUUUUCAGAAUCAUUGAAUUGUUGAGAAAGAUCGAUGAGAGAAUGGAACAAUUUUAAGAUUGUUCAGCGUUAUAAAUAAAUUAGGAAUUGGACGAACGGUUUGCAACAUGGAAUCGACAGGAGACGACAGAGCCGUCCGGGCGACGAGGAGAAUUCGAAUCUCGCGGCUGGAUGGAAUAUAUCUCUUUUCUUCUUUUUGUAAUAAACUCCGGAACG
Molecule: messenger RNA, 1267 nt
Organism: Apis laboriosa (Himalayan honeybee)
Lineage: Eukaryota; Metazoa; Arthropoda; Insecta; Hymenoptera; Apidae
Gene: Osi20
Exons: 2
Coding region: 1-813 (270 amino acids)
Source: RefSeq, a predicted model, not a curated record